AUGGCGGAUUCGAAUAAUAAAAGAAAAGAAAGGUCCGAGGGCAGUGGUGGGAAAGAUACGAGAGAUGCGCGAGAUGGAAAUAAUAGAGGGGGAAAGAGAGCCAAGGGCGGCUCAAAUGGGAAAUGGCAAACUCCACAUCAACAAACGAAAAUGGCCUCUAAAAAUGGUGGGAGGAUAGAGCCCGGCGACCAAGGAAUCUGGGCAACUUGCGUGAAGGGUAAAGAAGGAAAGGCAACAGAAGAGCUGAGAAGUCUACUUGAGGAGUCUGCUGAGAAAUACUACGGUAUAUCCGUGAAGUCAGGUAGCAAGAACAAUGACGAAGAAGAUGAAGACGCUAUCGAAUCAGUUGACGACAUUGAGAAAUCGAUUCAAAAAGAAGUUGCAGCGCAUAAAGAUCCGACGGAAAAGCUAUUCUCAGCAGUUUACCUAGACAUUCAAUGCGUGCUCUUCUUCAAGACUCGAUCACCAAUAGAUCCAGCUGAUCUAGUCCAUAGGAUGUGUGAAGAUGCAGCAUCAGGCGGGGUAAGGAAACUGAGGUUUGUAAAUCGUCUAACUCCAAUGUCAGUCAUCGGAAAAGCCACAGAAAAAGGUAUCGAGGAAAUCGGACAGACCGUGCUAGGCGCUCAUUUUCGACUCGCUGGCGAAGCCACAGAAUCGGAAGAGUCUGCUGCAUAUUCGACUAUAUGUGGUAUGAGUGUCGUUGGAGAUGACUGGGAAAAGCUUAAGCGCUACAACCUUUACGAGCUCCAGUCACCUUCAACCAAUUCGAAAUCUGGGGGACUAGUAGAAGCCAAACCAAAACCUACGCCCGAAAGCGUAACUACAGACGAGGCUCGGGCACUACCCGACAAAUCAAACGGCAGUUAG
Sclerotinia sclerotiorum 1980 UF-70 is the source of this 867-nucleotide messenger RNA. RefSeq lists its product as hypothetical. Gene Ontology annotation, molecular function: RNA binding. Bases 1 to 867 code for a protein of 288 amino acids. The transcript is spliced from 4 exons. The record is from RefSeq and is a predicted model, not a curated record. Lineage: Eukaryota; Fungi; Ascomycota; Leotiomycetes; Helotiales; Sclerotiniaceae. Gene Ontology annotation, biological process: tRNA modification.